CUCCUCUUCCUCCUCUCCAAAAGUUGUUUGCUUAACACGCGAGUUUUCUUCGCUUAUUUUAGCUUAAGGAGAAUGAUUGGAGAAAGCGUAGUUCUUGAAUUAACGGAUAGUGGUCAGUGUGUUUGUGUGGUCAGUGCUUAAGACAUGAAGCGCAAUUUACCUCUGCAAAAGAACAGAUGGAUCCUUUUAAGUAUUCCCUUUAUACAUUUCAUUUCUAUAGUCGAUUUGAAGUUACAAAAUCAUAGCAACUUCGCUGUUGCAAAUCCGUAUCAACAAAAUGAAGUCAGAAGGUUUACCAGACAAGUUCCUAGCAAAAGAAAUGGUAACAGAAAGAUUUCCCCCCCUUUGCCUAGAAUACCUCGCAUUUCAUCUUCGGAAUUGGGAAAAAUUAUUGACAGAGCUCAAGCGGUGGUUGAAAGACGAUUAGAAACUACAGAACAAAAUAUUUACAAAAAUGGAAUAGUACUGGAGCCUGGGAGCCCAGCUUGGUUUGCUGCAGCAUCUGCCAAGACAAAAGUUAUUGCCAAAAAUAUUUCCCGAAUGGCUCUCGUGUCAGAGGAAGCUACAAGAGCUCUAGAAAGGCAGUUUAAAUUGAAUAAAGAUCAAGUUCUGCAUGCCUUGCCAACUGUGGACGUCCGGGGUACUGCACUGGAAAAAGACUGCCCACUGACAGUAGAUUUUCCUUGUCGGCCUAAGAAAUAUAGAGCAUAUAGUGGAUACUGCAAUAAUGUACAAAACCCUAGAUGGGGAAAUGCCAACACCGCUUAUGUUCGAUAUUUAAGUCCUGAGUAUACAGACAAUGUGGCUCUUCCCCGAUUGUCUUUUAAAGGUGGAAGCCUCCCUAGUGCUCGACAGGUUAGUCUUACUGUGCACUCGGAUUCUGAAAGACCACAUUCUCAUCUCACUGUAUUCCUUGCCAUUUUUGCCGAAUUUGUGUUCCAUGACAUAUUCCACACAACACAGACUGCUGGUUAUCGAGGCCAUAGAAUACGUUGCUGUGGUGUUCCGCCUAAUUUCCUGCACCCUGAGUGCUAUUCAAUCACAGAUAACUCCACGUCAAACAAGGAAGACUUAUGUGUUAAUUAUGUACGUUCUUCCAAUGCUCCACGUGCUGGUUGCACCUUGGGUCCACGAGAGCAAAUCAACCAAGUGACUUCGUUUCUUGAUGGAUCUGCUAUUUAUGGUUCAUCAGAAGAAGAAGUGCGUCGCUUAAGAGCCUAUAAAAGAGGAUUAAUGAAAACUCAAGAGGAUUUAGACCUUUUGCCCCCAGAUAUUUCUAAUCCUCAUGACUGCAGAACUUCAACUAGGCAUAAGUGCUUUCUUGCAGGUGAUGUCCGAGUCAACGAAAAUGUUGGACUGAUGGUGAUGCAUACUCUGUGGAUGAGAGAGCACAAUCGUAUCGCCCGCCAGCUAUCAAAUAUCAAUCCACAAUGGACAGAUGAACAGCUAUUUGAGGAAACAAGGAGGAUUGUGGGAGCAGAACUGCAGCAUGUGGCAUAUUCAGAGCUGCUCCCAGCUUUGUUAGGUUCCCAAGUAAUGAGGCAAUUCGAUCUUCAGUCAAGGAAAGAUUCCACCUUCUAUAACGGAUACGAUAUUAAUCUUAAUCCCGGGACUUCGAAUGCUUUCGCUGCAGCUGUGGGCGCAUCAUUCUAUUCCAUGAUGCCAUCUCAUUUCUUCCUUUAUGCACAAAAUUUAGGUAACAGAGACAGAAGUCUUCCAGAGCACGCUACUGUGGGAUCAAUGCAGAUCAGUGAAACACAUUUUUUUCCGCAGCCUUUGUAUCAAAAGGAAGCUUUGGACCAAUUCUUGUUGGGAAUGACCAACCAAAGAGCUCAGUCAAUGGAUGAGUUCAUCACAAGAGAAAUGAAUAAUAAUCUCUUCGAUGAACGUGACAGAGAUGCAAAAGAUGACGGUUAUAUGGAUUUGGCAGCAUGGAUUAUUCAGCAGGGCAGAGAUCAUGGUAUUCCUAGUUAUUUAGAAUGGCGAAAUGUGUGCAGAUUAUCUCCUUCUGUUCACAAUUUCACCCAGCUCCGGCAGAUAAUGACCAGCAGUGCAGCUCAGAAAAUCCCACAAAUUUAUAAGGAUGUUCGAGACAUCGACCUUUUCACUGGAGGUUUAUCGGAGAAACCUUUGAUAGGAGGAGUAGUGGGACCGACCUUUGCUUGCAUUCUUAGUCGUCAGUUCCAACAUCUAAAACGAGGAGACAGAUUCUGGUAUGAGAAUGAUGUGCCACCAAAUGCCUUCUCUAAAGAUCAAUUACAGGAGAUUCGAAAAGUUAGUUUAGUACGAAUCCUGUGCGAUAACGCUGGCAAACUGGUGCGUCUUCUGCAACCUUCUCCGCUGCUUAUGCCUGACGAAUAUUUGAAUGCUUUUCAAAGUUGUAAUAUGGCUGCUCCAUCGAUGGAUCUUAGGAAAUGGAAAACAGUGUCUCCAAUAUACGAUGUGCCCAAGGAAACAUUGCUUACAUCUCUUCGAGAAGCAAUGAGACAAGCCAAAAAGAGAAUUGCAGCAGAGCAAGAAAUUUUCAGUAACAAUAUCGGAGUUGCUGAUUAUCGAAGUGCUGAAGCAGUGCAUCAUGUAUUCUUACGACCAAAGCGACAAGCCAUUCUCAUUGCCAAUAAAUCUCUAGUCUUGGAAUUAGCCUCUCGGCAAUUCAUGCACGAAUCUCAGUUAAGAGAUCACGAAAGAAAGCCAAGUGAUUCUGAAAUAACUGCCAUGAUGGUGGCUUUAUCGACUCAAGACGUUGAAGAUUAUCUUCAGCAAGAGAUGAGAGUCACAGAAGAUAGUAUUAUCGAAGGAAGAUGUAGACUAGAAGAGGAUCAGUCUUCACUACCCUGUGAUCACACUACUCCAUUCAGAUCACCUUCGGGAUGGUGCAAUAACGUCCAAAAUCCUCAUUGGGGUAAAUCAUUGGUAACUUUCCAGAGAUUGUUACCACCAAGAUAUGGUGAUGGUAUCAGUUCUCCUCGCAGCACAGGAGUCUCUGGACGCCCUCUUCCAUCGGCUAGACUAGUAUCUUACGUUGUCCAUUACAACACAGAAGCACCCCACGGAAGAUACAGUUUGGCUCUUAUGCAGUGGGGACAAUUUUUGGAUCAUGAUUUAACCUUGACUCCCAUGCAUGAAGCUCUUCAUCGACGACCCUUAGACUGCAAGUCUUGUGAUUCUGCCAUAACAGUUCAUCCAGAAUGCCUGCCAAUACCAAUCCCCCCAGAUGAUCCAUUUUUCCCACCAAUACACAAAAAUUCUUCCAAGAAUUGCAUUUCUUUCGCCAGAUCUCUUGCAGGACAACUUACUUUAGGUCGUCGAGAGCAAAUGGAUCAAGUGACAUCAUACAUAGAUGCAUCGAAUAUGUACGGUUCAGAUGCUUGUGAAGCAAGGAUGUUGAGGGCAUCCUAUGGAGGCCGGCUGAAUUCAACUAAACAUCCCUUUGGUGGCAAAGAGCUUUUACCACAGGAUGUGACGAAUGUCGAAUGCAGAGCGGCAUCAGGCUUGUGCUUUGAAUCAGGUGAUAUCCGAGCCAGCGAGCAACCAGGUUUAACAACAAUGCAUACGAUUUGGAUGAGAGAACAUAAUCGCUUAUCAGAUGAAAUGGCUACAAUAAAUCCUCACUGGGACGAUGAAACUAUUUAUCAACAUGUGCGACGAAUCAUUUCGGCCAUGAUGCAGCAUAUUACCUAUACGGAGUUUCUACCUCGAGUCCUAGGUAAAAAGUUAAUGAAAGAACUGGAGUUAACUUCCAAAGCUUAUGACUAUGAUCCUUUCUGUGACGCUACUAUAUUCAAUGAAUUUGCUUCAGCUGCUUAUAGAUUUGGACACACGCUUUUAAAGCCUAUGCUAAGAAGACUCACUGCUGGAUACAAGACAGCUUCCGGAAAAGAACCUAUUAGACUCAGGAAAGCUUUUUUUAAUCCUGAUACUCUGUAUGAAAAAAACGCCAUCGAUGAAGUACUUCGUGGCUUGCUCAGUAGCAGUGUGGAAGUAUUUGAUCAUUCUAUUACUUCAGAAGUGACAAACCACCUCUUCGAAGACAAUAGGGUACCAUUUUCAGGAAUGGAUCUCGUUUCAUUAAAUUUGCAGAGAGGAAGAGAUCAUGGUUUGCCUCCGUACAACGAAUACCGGACUUUGUGCAAUAAGACUAGAGCCAAACAUUUUAACGAUCUCAAAGAAGACAUCCCAGAGCACAUUGUGGAAAGGAUAAAGAGUGUCUACGAACAUGUCGAUGACAUAGAUCUCUUUACUGGAGGCGUGGCUGAGCAACCUAUGUACGGAGCACUAGUGGGUCCAACAUUUGGAUGCAUUAUAUCAAAACAGUUUAUCAAUCUAAGGAAAUGUGACCGCUUCUGGUACGAAACACAAGAUCCUUUUUUGAGAUUUACACAAGAUCAGUUAUCGGAAAUUCGUAAAACAAAUAUCGCAAAAGUAUUUUGUGAUAAUUCUGAUACUAUCGUAUCCAUACAAAGAAAGGCCUUUGACCUGCCAGAUGAUUUUUUAAACCCACGUAUGCCUUGCACGAAUCUACCAAGUCUAGAUUUAAGCCACUGGAAAGAUAAGACUUCAUGCCACCUAAACACUGGUGAUGAAGGUUUUACUGUUGCUAUGGGUCAUUCGCACAGAAUUUCACCUUGUGUGACAUGUUCUUGUACAAAAGAAGGG
Molecule: messenger RNA, 4656 nt
Organism: Stegodyphus dumicola
Lineage: Eukaryota; Metazoa; Arthropoda; Arachnida; Araneae; Eresidae
Biological process (GO): response to oxidative stress
Molecular function (GO): heme binding; peroxidase activity
Source: RefSeq, a predicted model, not a curated record